Messenger RNA from Sitophilus oryzae (rice weevil), 2003 nucleotides. RefSeq names its product tyrosine-protein kinase Drl-like. Gene Ontology annotation, cellular component: signaling receptor complex. NCBI's taxonomy places the organism in Eukaryota, Metazoa, Arthropoda, Insecta, Coleoptera, Curculionidae. The record is from RefSeq and is a predicted model, not a curated record. The transcript is spliced from 12 exons. Gene Ontology annotation, molecular function: ATP binding; protein kinase activity. Gene Ontology annotation, biological process: protein phosphorylation; axonogenesis; multicellular organism development. The coding region runs from base 16 to 1779 and encodes 587 amino acids.
GCUGGAUGUAUCAAAAUGUGGCUGAGGCUCCUCAUCCUGUCGCUCUUUUCCUUCACGUUCAUACUAUUCAAAAGCGACAUGACCAGUGCACACUUGAACUUUUUUAUCACCGAAGAAGAAAUGUCUCGACUAUUAGGAAUAAAUACGGAACUAUAUUACGUGAAUAAAGGAGUGGUGAACGACUAUGCUAUCAAUUUUGUGGUUCUGGUGCCAAAAGAUGUCGAUACCAUCAAAUUUUCAUGGCAGAGCUUGCUGAAUUAUUCGUUACCCUAUAUAUUAGAAGUAAAGUAUGGACCGGGAAAUAAAGGGGUGUUGCUGCCCCCGCAGAUGAAUGUUUCAUCAAAUGGUGUGAUUCCGACAUCUGUGCAGACAUUCAGAAUCACUAUGAUGUGCACGGGUCUAAAAACGGCCGAAAUAACAGUAUUCAUCAGUUUGUUCGUCAGUACAAGAGAAAAAAGUAACACCACCAUAGUAAAAUUUAAAAGAAAUAAAGUCUGCUACAAAGGUAUCGGCAAUUUGCAAAACGAUUCGAUCCGUUUGGACCCGAGUUACUUCGGAAGUUUGUCCGAUUUCGCAGUGGCUUGUGUUCUAACUCUGAUCACCUUAGCCCUAUUUGUGGUUAUAACUUCAGCCUAUUACAUCAAGAGGAAAAAACAAGACCAGGAACACACAUACAUGACGGCUUUAUAUGACAGCAACCCGCACAUGUUUUUGAGACAAGGAUUCGGCAGACCCCCAAGCACAGAGAGCGGAAGUUACGCAACCAUUGACGACUUGCAGAAGAAUCCGCCAUCGCCAGUGCCAUACGCUACCAGUGAUUGCUGCAGGUAUUCAGAGAACAACAGCAAUUACAGGGUGUCGUACUAUGCUUCUUCUCAAGUAAUGUUAAUUUCACAGGUCUCCGUGAACGAUCCAAGACUGAUUGACCCAACGAAGAGGUUGCGCACUCUUGCGGUACCCCGCGAAACUAUAUCCAUCGACAAUGUGAAAGAAGAAGGAAUCUUUGGUAAGGUCUGCGUUGGAAAGUAUCAGGAAAAAACAGUUUUCAUCAAAACCACGAAAGAUACCGUCUCCAAACGACUUUUAAACCUAUUUUUGGCAGAGGGUACCAUGAUGUUCGGGAUGGACCACAAAAACGUCUUAACCGUGUUAUGUGUUAACUUGGAUAAUCCCACCAAACCUUUGCUGGUUUAUUCGUAUGCCAGCAGAGGGAAUUUGAAAAGGUUCUUAAUUAACUGUCGUCAAAGGAAAGACAAUACUACUAUAUCGACCCAAGUUCUAGUAGAUAUGGCUAUACAAAUUCUUUUAGGAUUAAUGUACCUGCAUAGCAAAAAUAUUUGUUACAAGGAUAUGGCUGCUAGAAACGCCGUGGUCGGCGAGAAGUUCGAUAUCAAAAUAACAGACAACUGUUUGUCCAGGGACCUAUUCCCUAAUGAUUACUUCUGCAUGGGGGACAAAGAAAACAAACCCGUGAAAUGGAUGGCUCUGGAAAGCCUUAUUUAUGACCAAUGGACUUUCCAAACUGAUGUGUGGUCUUUUGGUGUAGUUUUAUGGGAGCUGACAACAUUGUGUCAACAGCCGUAUGCUGACAUUGACCCAUAUGAAAUGUCCACACAUUUACGUACUGGUUAUAGGCUCACUCAGCCGAUAGGCUGCCCUGACGAAUUAUAUGCCGUGAUGACGUAUUGUUGGUUAAACAAUCCGGCAGAUCGUCCGCAACUAAAUCAACUUUUAGCAUAUUUGAACGAAUUUUUUACAGCUUUAUGUAGAUUUGUAUAAAAACCCAACUAACUACAUACUCGAUUAAAAAAAUAAUCGAAAAAUCACUGCAAACCGCUGAAGAAACUGAAAAGGUAAUUCAGCCUAUUUGACUGCUUAACUUAAACUAUCUGAUUGCUUAAAAUGUUCAUUUCCUUUUUAGCAUAUUAUAAUAUGUCGUAUAAUUGUCGGCAUACGAAAAAAUAGAGGUAUAUUUACUGGAAAUAUACUAAAUCAUAUUUAUA